This is a messenger RNA of Entamoeba dispar SAW760, 1608 nucleotides long. RefSeq lists its product as uncharacterized. Gene Ontology annotation, biological process: small GTPase-mediated signal transduction. Bases 1 to 1608 code for a protein of 535 amino acids. Gene Ontology annotation, cellular component: cytoplasm. The record is from RefSeq and is a predicted model, not a curated record. Gene Ontology annotation, molecular function: GTPase activator activity. The transcript is spliced from 2 exons. NCBI's taxonomy places the organism in Eukaryota, Evosea, Mastigamoebida, Endamoebidae.
AUGAAUCCUACAUUGGCAACCCCACGUAGAACAAGACCAAAAGUAAUGGAUCUUCGGUUUACUCCUAGAGAAGAUAACCAAGAAAAUAACCAACAAUUAGUUAUGCUAAAAGCAAAUAAACAAAAUUUCUUGAAUCCUCCAAUUCUUAACCAAUUGGGUGAACUUGAGAAUUCAAUAUUUUGUUUGUUUUAUCUAAAAAAUGCAAAUCACUUUGUUAAAUCUAAAUUUAAUUUAAUAAGAAUGAAUAUGUUAUAUAGUAAAUCUACUCCAUCAACACCUCGUUCGUUGAACAGUCCAAGAAGUCCAAGAAAGAAAUUUUCAUCACCAGAAUUACAAGAAGAAUUAUUAAAAUACAUGGAAAAGUAUAGAAUGAUUGGUGAUAACUUUGUUUGGUUAUCUGGACUGGUAUCUAUCUUUCAAAUAAAAUUUAGUGAAUAUUCCCAAAAAAAACUCAUUGAAUUAUAUCAUAGCAUCUUUUCAGUUAAUCCAAUCAUAACUGAUGGAGUUAAUGUUUUAUUAUCAUAUGAUACAAUAAAUAAAAAACCACGAAUUAUUCAAUUAACAAAAAACUUUCUAUUUAUUGGAAAAGAAGAAACAAAGGAAAUUGACCAUAUUAUUUAUUUGACUAACCCACAUCUCAUUCUCAUUAAUGAAACAACUAUUGGUUUUAACAACAUUAGUAUUGAGUUUAAACACCAAGAUGUAUGCGUUAAAUGGAUUGAUAAUUUAACAAAGUUACAGCCAUGGUAUGCCACAGUCCCACGAAGCACUAUUCGAAAAGAUGAUCAUUCUCUAAUAAUGUUUAAUCCAGAUAUAACUAGUGGAAACAGAAAUCGUUCAAGUAAUGAUUUAAUGAAAUCACAUGGGUCAUUAAUGCCAUUAAUUCAAAAAUCUGUAUCAACACCAAAUAAAGGAUUAUCUCCAAGAUCUAAAGGAUUGCUUUCAAAAGGAUUUAUCAGUAGAUUAAGCAAUAAAAGUAAAACAACAAAAAUAAUAAAAAUAGUAGGUGUUUCAUUAGAAACACUAAGUGUAGAAAAUAAUAUAAUCACAUUACCACCAAAUAUUAGUUUAUUAAUUCAAUAUCUCAAAAAACAUGCUAUUACUAUCGAAGGAAUCUUUAGAGUAUCUGGAAGUAAAGACAACAUCCAAAAGGUAGUAGAAAAACUCGACACUAAAAUGAUGACAUUUGAAUGUCUUACUAACUUUGAUAUUCAUUCUGUUGCAGGUGCAUUGAAAUUAUAUAUUAAAUUAUUACCAGAACAAGUCAUUCCAAAAUUUAUUGACGAUAGAUUAUAUGAAUUAUGGAAACAAAAAAAUACAUUACAAGAAGAUGAUUUAUUCCAACAAUUUCAUGAAAUUUACAAAGAUAUCCCUCCUAUGACAUAUAACUUUCUUAAUGAAUUACUUGAUCUUCUUCAUUUAAUUGCAAUGAACAAAGAAAUAACUAAAAUGAAUAUCGAAAAUUGCGUGACUUGUUUAGCUCCAUCUCUUCGAGGAUAUCCCUUUGUGUAUACUUAUUCUAUUCAGCACUAUUCUCAACUCUUCCCAAAAGAGAUUCACAACCAAACAAAAGAAAAAACAAUAGAAGAAUCAAAUACAACCAUGUAA